AUGGUCUUAGACAAAGCACCGCUGAGUGUGCACCAUGGCACCAUGACGAAAGGCUUUGAGGAGAUCAAUCCAGCUGCCAACGCCGCUGAUGACACAUCGGCUCCCCCAACAGGUGAAUAUGUGAAGCACAUCAGUGAGACGUGUUGUCAGGCCCAGCAGGUUGAGGGAAGGGGAUGCAGAGCACAGCACCUCUCCAACCUCUCAAACAUCUCCAACAUCUCCAACAUCUCAAACAUCUCCAACAUCUCAAACAUCUCAAACAUCUCCAACAUCUCAAACAUCUCAAACAUCUCCAACAUCUCCAACAUCUCAAACAUCUCCAACAUCUCAAACAUCUCAAACAUCUCCAACAUCUCCAACAUCUCCAACAUCUCCAACAUCUCCAACAUCUCCAACAUCUCAAACAUCUCCAACAUCUCAAACAUCUCCAACAUCUCAAACAUCUCCAACAUCUCAAACAUUAAGAAAAGAGGACUUAAGACAGUGGCACCUGAGCAACCGGACCCCUCCAGGAUAGAGGUGGUUUCAGUGACGGAGGAAGACCUCCCCACCGUUGAGACCCCCAACACACUGAACGUCAGCCCCCUGGGCAGCUUUGUCACUGUCCUCCAAACGGAGAACAGUUCUGCAAAACCUGAAGACACCCGACCUCCAGCUGCACCCAGCCCCAUCAUGCCCAUCACCAAGGUGCAGCCAUUUAUGCACGGUGAGCCCCUCACACUCUUCAUGUCUCAGCAUGAAGAGGAUGAUCUGGAGCCAGGCUGGAGGAGCAGACUGCUGGCUCACCGGCUGGAGCUGCUGCUCACUGCCGGCCUCGUCCUGCUGCUCACUCUGGCUCUCGCCAUCGGCCUCGGAGUGGGUCUGAGCUGUGUGGGGAAGUUCCGGUGUGGCUCCUCCUCUCAGUGUAUCAGUGCGUGGGCUCAGUGUGACGGACAGCUGCACUGUGACAACGGGGAGGACGAGCUUGGCUGUGUGCGUCUGAGUGGGAGCAGCUCUGUCCUGCAGGUGCAGCGGGGGGGUGUCUGGAGGACGGUGUGCUCCGAGGGCUGGAACAACGUGCUCGGGGUGUCGGCCUGCAGGCAGCUGGGAUACUCCAGGUAUGUGGAGUCCUUCUUCGUGUCUCUGACCUCCAUCGCGCAAGAUCUCCAAGACAACCUGGUGUCCAUCAACCUGAGCCAGGCACAGACCAUUAAGCUCCACAAUGCCACAGCCUUCAGUAAGACUCAGUGCAGCUCAGGGAAGGUGACCACCCUGAAGUGUCUGGAGUGCGGAUCCAGGCCACAGUACAACACCCGUAUCGUGGGGGGGAACAUCUCCAGGCCGGGGCAGUUCCCCUGGCAGGUCAGCCUCCACUUCGUCAGUGAACACCUGUGUGGAGGCUCCAUCAUCACAUCCCGCUGGGUGCUGACUGCGGCACACUGUGUGUACGGGUUUGCAGACCCUUCCAUGUGGGCGGUCCAUGUGGGUCUGACGGAGCAGCCGGUGCAUGGCGCUCAGUCUCUGUCUGUGGAGCAGAUCAUAUACCACGCUCGCUACAGGCCUAAAGGACUGGACUACGACAUUGCACUGAUGAAACUGGCCACGCCACUUGAUUUUAACGGCUUUGUGGAGCCCAUCUGCCUGCCAAACCAUGGGGAGGAGUUUGAGGAGGGCACCAUGUGCUGGAUCUCUGGAUGGGGAGCCACUGAGGAUGAAGGAGAGACCAGUGUGGUUCUGCGUUCCGCCAUGGUGCCGCUGCUCUCCACGAAGACCUGCAACCAGCCGGAGGUUUACCAGGGCUUCAUCUCCUCCUGGAUGCUGUGUGCAGGAUACCUGGAGGGAGGAACCGACUCCUGCCAGGGCGACAGUGGAGGUCCUCUGGCCUGUCAGGACUCUGUAUGGAAGCUGGUUGGUGCAACCAGCUGGGGGAUUGGAUGCGCUAUGAGGAACAAACCGGGCGUUUACACCAGCAUCACACAGUCGCUCAGCUGGAUCCGCCAACAGAUGGAGAGAGAAGAGGCUUCUAACUCUCCAGCUCUGAGCACAGACAACUGAAGCACCAUGUGAUUACUCAGUUUGGAUGAUUCCACAUGACAGGACUACAG
Trematomus bernacchii (emerald rockcod) is the source of this 2084-nucleotide messenger RNA. RefSeq names its product transmembrane serine protease 3a (gene tmprss3a). The transcript has 16 exons. Bases 1 to 2034 code for a protein of 677 amino acids. The record is from RefSeq and is a predicted model, not a curated record. Gene Ontology annotation, biological process: proteolysis. Lineage: Eukaryota; Metazoa; Chordata; Actinopteri; Perciformes; Nototheniidae. Gene Ontology annotation, molecular function: protein binding; serine-type endopeptidase activity. Gene Ontology annotation, cellular component: membrane.